This is a messenger RNA of Peromyscus maniculatus bairdii (prairie deer mouse), 466 nucleotides long. The record is from RefSeq and is a predicted model, not a curated record. Lineage: Eukaryota; Metazoa; Chordata; Mammalia; Rodentia; Cricetidae.
AUGCCAUCCAGACCGAGGAAGACCCGGGAACUCCGGGACUACGUGAGCCACAGCUGCACUGGUAAACACCACAAGCACCCACGAGGCCACGGGAAUGCAUCACCACAGGGUCAACCUCUCAAAUACCAUCCAGGGUACUUUGGGAAAGCUGGUAUGAGGCAUUACCACUUCAAGAGGAACCAGAGCUUCUGCCCGACUGUCAACCUGGAUACAUUGUGGACACUGGUCAGCGAGCAGACACGCGUCAACCCUGCAAAGAACAAGACUGGGGCUGCUGUCAUCAUCGAUGCUGUGGACUGGGGCUACUCCAGAGUUCUGGGGAAGGGACAGCUCCCUAAGCAGCCUGUCAUCAUGAAAGCCAAAUGCUUCAGCAGAUGAGCUGAAGAGAAGAUCAAGGGUGUUGGAGGUUAAUUAAGCCACCCAGGGAGAUUAAUUAAAUGCUAACAUUUUCCAAGUGGAAAAAAAA